AAAAUAAAUACUAAUAAAUGAUAAGUCCCACUCCCAUUUGUAACUAACUAAUCACACACCUUCCCCUGUCGUCAAGCUUCAAACUUCCAACUUACUCUCAGACGAGAACAGAUCCAUUCGACAAAAAAACUUCGCUAAUUACUAAAACGCACACUUAACAGCAACAAACAUUACUUAUUUAAUCAAGUUUUUUCAAGUGGGAAGAAAGAAAGAAUCAAUCUGCGGCAAAUGGAUGUUGACUUGAGCAAGACUGCUGGAAAGCCCAUUCGAUGUAAAGCUGCGGUGGCAAGGGAAGCAGGGGAGCCACUGGUGAUAGAGGAAGUGAUGGUGGCGCCUCCAAAAUCCGGGGAAGUUCGGAUUAAAAUCAUAUGCACUUCACUUUGUUUCAGUGAUGUUACCUACUGGAGACUGAAGGUACCUCCUGCAUGUUUCCCCAGAAUAUUGGGUCAUGAAGCAGUUGGGGUUGUGGAAAGUAUUGGAGAGGAUGUCCACGGGCUAAGCGAAGGAGACACGGUUGUCCCAAUAUUCUUGCCAGAUUGUGCAGAAUGCAUAGACUGCAAAUCCAAAAAGAGUAACAUAUGUUCGAAAUUUCCAUUUAGCGUGGCACCUGGAAUGCACAGGGAUGGGACGUCCAGAUUCACAGAUCUCAAUGGGGAAAUCAUACACCAUUUCAUCAAUGUGUCGAGUUUCAGCGAGUAUACGGUCGUGGAUGUAGCGAAUUUGACCAAGAUUGAUCCUGCAAUUCCGCCAAAUAGGGCCUGCCUUCUUAGCUGUGGAGUGUCGACCGGGAUAGGUGCUGCCUGGAGAUCGGCAGAUGUUGAAGCAGGUUCAACAGUUGCUAUAUUUGGUCUUGGAGCAAUCGGAUUGGCGGUUGCAGAAGGAUCAAGGCUCUGUGGUGCUACAAGAAUCAUUGGAGUAGAUAUAAAUCCCGACAAAUAUGAGAUAGGGAAAAAAUUUGGAGUCACUGAUUUCGUGGACUCAACAACUCUUGGAAAUAAAUCUGUGAGCCAGGUGAUCAAGGAAAUGACUGACGGAGGAGCAGACUAUUGCUUUGAAUGUGUUGGUAUGGCAUCGUUGGUUCAUGAAGCAUUUGCCUGUUGCCGAAAGGGGUGGGGAAAGACAAUUGUGUUAGGAGUGGACAAGCCAGGAUCAGAGCUGACUUUCACCUCAGCUCAGGUACUUCACAGUGGGAAAACAAUCCGAGGAUCUUUAUAUGGAGGGCUUAAACCCAAGACAGACAUCCCAACUCUGGUUCAACGAUAUUUGAACAAGGAACUGGAAUUGGAUAAAUUCGUGACUCAUGAGGUGGGAUUAGAGGACAUUAACAAAGCCUUUGAUCUGCUGCUUGAAGGAAAGAGCCUUCGCUGUGUGAUUUGGAUGGACAAAUGAAUGUACUGUAUUGCCUUUUGAAUAUGUUCAUUACAGAAGAAAUAAACCAAGGCUUUUGUUUUUCUUUAAAUAAGUACAUUCUCUUUGUUCAACUUUGAUCUCGAGAUUGAGAAUUGAUGUUAUUUUCUGUCUAAUUGUCUCCUUAUACAUCGGAAAAUUGUCAACUCCAAUCCUAUCACUGAAUUAGAUGGGCUCUCCAUCCGUUCUUAAUUAUAAAGCACAUAUUUUUGAACUAAAUAGGACAGAAGGGAUUAUGUG
Messenger RNA from Oldenlandia corymbosa var. corymbosa, 1647 nucleotides. The record is from the annotation of a GenBank genome assembly. NCBI's taxonomy places the organism in Eukaryota, Viridiplantae, Streptophyta, Magnoliopsida, Gentianales, Rubiaceae.